AUGUUCAUCAAAGUUGAACCGGCAGAAUUCUUCAUGUACCGGGUUAUCCUGGUGUUUGACCUGGAAGCCCCGAACUCCGAGGACCAGCAUGUCCGCGACUACAUGACCGAAUGUGAGCUAGAACCCAAGUACCAGCACAUCGGGGAUUUCGAGGGCAGCAAUUGCGAGCUCAUGCAGUUCGGGGGCUGUUACCUGGGCAGGCACCUGGGCAAGAUCUCGGAAAUCCAGCGGAACCAAGUGGAGCGGGAAAUCAUAACUGCUGAGAUCGGGUUAGCGCUGGACGACGAAGGAGACCCCGUCGUGGUCCCCGACGAUGUUCGAGAGGAGACCCUAGCUCAACUGGUCCAGGCCUUUCAUCAACCCGAAGUCUUUCAGCCAAAUGAGGAGGGCCUGUUGGAGGCGGUGCUGGACGCUCCCUCGGUGCGCCAGGCGGCGCGGGAGUUGCUGGCUGCCGCCGGUUAA
This is a messenger RNA of Geodia barretti, 462 nucleotides long. NCBI's taxonomy places the organism in Eukaryota, Metazoa, Porifera, Demospongiae, Tetractinellida, Geodiidae. The record is from the annotation of a GenBank genome assembly.